This is a messenger RNA of Rhodotorula toruloides NP11, 1023 nucleotides long. RefSeq names its product DnaJ family protein. The transcript is spliced from 3 exons. Lineage: Eukaryota; Fungi; Basidiomycota; Microbotryomycetes; Sporidiobolales; Sporidiobolaceae. Gene Ontology annotation, cellular component: spliceosomal complex. The record is from RefSeq and is a predicted model, not a curated record. Gene Ontology annotation, biological process: spliceosomal complex disassembly. The coding region runs from base 1 to 1023 and encodes 340 amino acids.
AUGGCCUCCGAAGACGUGGACUACUAUGCUCUACUCGGCAUUGAGUCAACAGCUACGUCGGGGGAGAUCAGGAAGGCGUACAGGCAGAAAUCAUUGAAAGUCCAUCCGGAUCGGAAUCCUGACGACCCGCAAGCCGCGGCGCUCUUUCACGAGCUCUCGAUAGCAGUCGACGUCCUCUCUGACCCUUCGAAGCGGUCCACCUUCGACUCGCUCCUCGCCGCCCGCAACGCCCGCAAAGCGCGCUUCGCAGCGCUCGACAACAAGCGCAAAGCGAUGGCUGAGGAACUGGAGCGGAGCGAGCGGGAGAGUAAGCGUGCUAGAGAGGGGGAGAGGAGUAAGAAAAUGGACGUUGAGAGGUUGAAGGAGGAGGGGAGGAGGUUGAGAGAGGAGAGGGCGCGACAGGCUCAGGGGGCGGAGGAGGGGAGGCGGAAGGUUAGGGAGGAGGAGGAGCGAAGGAGGGUGGAGGAACAGCGGGCGAAUGGGAGGACGAAUGGUGCGCCGGCAGAGGUGGUCGAGUUGGGCCCGCUCGACAAGACGCUCAAGGUUAAGUGGCUCAAGUCUGCGCACCCUUCGCUCGUCGACGACGCCUCUGUCACUGCCUUCCUCGAGCGCACACUCGCCCCCGCAAAUCCCGACAUCGACUCGGUCGUACUCUCAUCCAAGACGCUCGCGAACCCUUCGAAGGGCAAGCACGGCUCAGGCAUUUUGGCGUUCAAGACGCUCAGUGCGGCUGUGAGGGUGGUGAAAGGGAAGGAGGCGGAUCCGGAGGGGAGGUGGAAGGGGUUCGAGGUGGGUUGGGCGGCGGGUCAGCCUCCUGCGGCGCUGGGAGCGCAGGCGGCGCCUUCACCGCCACCUCCUCGACAAUCUGCGUCUCCGCCAGCAUCCGCCGUACCCUCCUUCUCCUUUGCCCCCGCCUCGACAGACGAAGACUCGAUCCUCGCUCGCCUACGACUGAAAGAGCGCGAGAAGCUGAUGGACGAGAUGCGGCGGCAGGACGAGGCGGACGAGGGAGCGGCGCAAUGA